GAGUUGAAAUGGAACGUUUGUGUGUGAUUCUCUUGCUUGUAAGUAAAACUUUCAUAGCGAAUGCGCAAUUCAAUGGGUUCAACUGUGAUGCCAACUUCCACAGCCGCUUCCCCGCUGAGCGGGACAUCAGUGUGUAUUGUGGAGUGCAAACCAUAACUCUGAAGAUUAAUUUCUGUCCGGUGCUUUUUUCUGGCUACACCGACACUGACCUGGCACUUAAUGGCCGUCACGGAGAUGCCCACUGCAGAGGCUUCAUCAACAACAACACGUUCCCCACGGUCGUGCUGUUUAGCAUCAGUCUCAACACCCUGGAGUCUUGCGGAAACUCACUGGUGGUCUCUACAGCUCAGGGGCCCAACGCCUAUGGGAAUCUUUCCCUGGUCCAGAUUGGGAAUAUAGCAGGAUACAUUGACACUCCGGAUCCCCCGACUGUCAUCAGUUACCUACCAGGACUGCUUUACAAGUUCAGUUGUAGCUACCCGCUGGAAUACCUGGUCAACAACACACAGCUUGCUUCGUCGGCCGCAGCGAUAUCAGUGAAGGACAGUAAUGGUACUUUUGUGAGCACGCUCAAUUUGCUUCUAUACAACGACUCCUCAUACAUUCAGAACCUCGCCAUCCCAAUGUCUGGACUUACUCUGAAGACCCGAGUGUUCGCCGCUGUAAAAGCCACCAACCUAGAUAGGAGGUGGAAUGUUCUGAUGGACUACUGUUACACCACUCCCUCUGGAAAUCCUAAUGAUGAGCUGCGAUAUGAUCUUUUCUUUGGCAGAUGCGAUAAGGACCCACAGACGACAGUGUUUGAGAACGGGAAGAGCCAGAUGGGUCGCUUCUCCUUUGAGGUGUUUCGCUUUGUCAAGCACAAAAACCAGAAAAUGUCCACUGUUUUUCUGCACUGCGUGACCAAGCUGUGUCGCUCUGAUGACUGCCCCAUGCUCCUGCCCAUCUGCGGUAAGAGGAAGAGAAGAGAUGUGUCAGAAAGAAGCAGUGGUGCCUCAGACAAUGCAGUUAUAACCGCUGGACCCAUCAUCACCCGAAGUGAUGAAACUCCUGGUAAUAUAUCCCAACUAGCACAGUUAAACGGCCCUCCAUUCAAAAUGAAUUCAGUGACGAGCGCUUUGAUUUCUGCCAUUGCAAUCCUCGCCGUUAUGAGCAUGUGUUUCUUCAUCUUGUCUAUGUCGUUGCUAAGGGGGAAACAGAUGCCAGCAACACCUCUAUCAGGAUCCCACAACCCAGCGUUCAGCUAA
Danio aesculapii is the source of this 1247-nucleotide messenger RNA. It is a transcript of the gene zpld1a, whose product is annotated as zona pellucida-like domain containing 1a. The coding region runs from base 9 to 1247 and encodes 412 amino acids. NCBI's taxonomy places the organism in Eukaryota, Metazoa, Chordata, Actinopteri, Cypriniformes, Danionidae. The record is from RefSeq and is a predicted model, not a curated record. Gene Ontology annotation, cellular component: cell surface. The transcript has 10 exons.